CAUAUAGGUUGGUCUUUGGAAUGCUGUAUCCUGCUUAUUAUUCCUACAAAGCUGUAAAGACCAAAAAUGUCAAGGAAUAUGUGCGGUGGAUGAUGUAUUGGAUUGUAUUUGCUCUUUAUACAUUUACUGAAACAGUAACGGACCUCUUGAUAUCUUGGUUUCCACUAUAUUAUGAACUGAAGAUUGCUUUUGUUGUUUGGUUGCUGUCUCCAUAUACAAGAGGGGCAAGUUUAAUAUAUAGAAAGUUUCUUCAUCCUCUUCUUUCUUCAAAAGAAAGGGAGAUUGAUGAGUACAUUGUGCAAGCCAAAGAACGUGGUUAUGAAACAAUGGUGAACUUUGGUAAACAAGGCUUAAACUUAGCUGCCACUGCUGCAGUGACUGCCGCUGUAAAG
This is a messenger RNA of Thamnophis sirtalis, 392 nucleotides long. The record is from RefSeq and is a predicted model, not a curated record. Lineage: Eukaryota; Metazoa; Chordata; Lepidosauria; Squamata; Natricidae.